Encephalitozoon hellem ATCC 50504 is the source of this 882-nucleotide messenger RNA. Its product is annotated as gene silencing histone chaperone. The transcript has a single exon. Bases 1 to 882 code for a protein of 293 amino acids. Lineage: Eukaryota; Fungi; Microsporidia; Unikaryonidae. Gene Ontology annotation, biological process: DNA replication-dependent chromatin assembly. Gene Ontology annotation, molecular function: histone binding. The record is from RefSeq and is a predicted model, not a curated record. Gene Ontology annotation, cellular component: nucleus.
AUGGGGUACUUGAAACUUAAGAGUGUCGAGGUAGACAGCACCACAAAAAAGCUGAUGGAUCCGCUCAAGUUCAGCUUUCGGUUUGCAUGCUCCAAUGAAAUAAAGUCCGGUGUGGAGUUUGUUGUUUUGUACAACAUGGACGUGCACUCGGAUGAAAAUGAUCAGGUACUUGCGGAAGUUGAAAUUGCACCCAUUCCCAAAGGUAAGAUCGAAUUCAGCAUUGAUGCAGAUGCGCCUGAUGUAAACAAGAUACCUUUGGACGACAUGUUUGGACUAACAUCAAUCCUCAUUAUUGGAAAAUAUAAAGGCCAGCAAUUUAUUAGGAUAGGCUAUAUUGUUGAUGUAAGUUACCCGGGAAUACCAAGCAGCAAACUGAUAAAGAACGACAUUGAGGAGCCAUCUGAGGAGAUUGAAGAUAAGGAAGAAGACGAGGAAGAUGGAGAAGAAAACUCGGGAAGUGCUGGAGGGUCUAAUGAGUCAGAUUACAUAACAGAGGAUGAGGAUGAGAAUGCUGAGUCUGGAGAGCCAAGAACGUUUAUGGAAGCGGUUGAGGACGUGGCUAACGAGGGGAAGGAAAGGAUAUUUGAAUCUGAAGGGAGAGAGGAGGAAGAAGAUGAAAGGGUUGGAUCUGACUCGUACUCGGAAAUUAACAGGGAACUUAACAAAAGCGUUGGAGAGGAGGCUGAAUUAGGUAACGAAGACAAAGACGUAUUUGAGUAUUGCGGAUACAGGAUUGAUAAAAGACAAAUUGAGAUGAAGCUAAUGAAUCCGCCGGUAAUCAACUUAUUUGAGAUAGAAUGGUCAGAAGAAGCCCCAGAUAGGGAGAAAUCUGAUGCUAGUGAUGAAGCCCCUCUAAAAAAACAAAAGGUUCAAGAAUCUUAA